AUGGCCUAUUUUCGGGAAUAUUUGGACGCGCUGGCCAGUGUUCUGAAUACCUAUGCUGGAAGAGACAAAGCGCUAAGGUCGGUCAGUUUUAUGCUUGCUUUGAAAGCUCAGUCAUCCACUCGGAAAGAGGUGGUGUUAGCACUGGCCAAGCAGUGCUCAUCCGCACGCCUUGUAUUGAGGCAAUUCAAUCAUCCUUCGAUGAUCAAGUGUUGUUGGGAUCUUCUCUCGACACAGCCAGCGGAUGAUUUGGAGUAUUUCUGUGCAACAGCGGGGACCAGCGCAUAUACGAUCUACGGUGUUGUGGAGCUUUUGGCCUGGCUUUCUGACGCACAUAUUCUAGCAUUGGAUUCAGCACGACUCUGGAGGUGGUGUUUGUACCUUUGGAUCACUGCGCUGUUAUCUGGAAUCAUACGCCAAAUGCGUCUUAUUUCAAAGAAAGGUCUGGAGAUAGAUAAAGAGUUAUUAACAUUGAUUGGCCUUGUUAGUGACUUCAUAGUGGCUGUACAUUCUCUUCCUCAUAAGGUUUUGUGGUCUGGUAAGCUUUCCCCUAGGCAUAGUGCAACGUUCUCGCUCGUUGCUUCUCUUAUUGGAUUGUAUAAAACUUUUUAA
This is a messenger RNA of Angiostrongylus costaricensis, 609 nucleotides long. Lineage: Eukaryota; Metazoa; Nematoda; Chromadorea; Rhabditida; Metastrongylidae. The record is from the annotation of a GenBank genome assembly.